This is a messenger RNA of Cercocebus atys (sooty mangabey), 4597 nucleotides long. It is a transcript of the gene AP2A2, whose product is annotated as adaptor-related protein complex 2, alpha 2 subunit. Lineage: Eukaryota; Metazoa; Chordata; Mammalia; Primates; Cercopithecidae. The coding region runs from base 214 to 3036 and encodes 940 amino acids. Gene Ontology annotation, biological process: intracellular protein transport; clathrin-dependent endocytosis. The transcript has 22 exons. Gene Ontology annotation, cellular component: membrane coat; AP-2 adaptor complex. Gene Ontology annotation, molecular function: clathrin-cargo adaptor activity. The record is from RefSeq and is a predicted model, not a curated record.
GCUCGCGUGCGUGCGCGUGCGUGCUAGUGCGGGCGUCGUGCGUGCGCGCGCGCGGCGGCCCAGACAGCGGCGCUGGGAGCCUGAGGCGGCCGUGGUUAGGCGGCUCCCCGGCGGCUUGUCCGCGGCGCUGAAGGCGACCGUGCUCCCCGCUUCCCGCUCCCAGCGCUUCUCCGCCCAGCUCCGCCAGCGGAGGCCGCUCCCGAGCGCCGGAAGAUGCCAGCCGUGUCCAAGGGGGACGGGAUGCGGGGCCUGGCCGUCUUCAUCUCCGAUAUCCGCAACUGCAAAAGUAAAGAAGCAGAAAUAAAAAGGAUAAACAAGGAACUGGCAAAUAUCAGAUCAAAAUUUAAAGGUGACAAGGCUCUUGAUGGCUAUAGUAAAAAGAAGUACGUCUGCAAGUUGCUCUUCAUCUUUCUCCUUGGUCAUGACAUUGACUUUGGACACAUGGAGGCUGUGAACCUGCUGAGUUCAAACAGAUACACGGAAAAGCAGAUCGGCUACCUUUUCAUCUCUGUGUUGGUGAACUCGAACAGUGAGCUGAUCCGCCUGAUCAACAACGCCAUCAAGAAUGACCUGGCCAGCCGCAACCCCACCUUCAUGGGCCUGGCCCUGCACUGCAUCGCCAGCGUGGGCAGCCGGGAGAUGGCCGAGGCCUUUGCCGGGGAGAUCCCUAAGGUCCUUGUAGCCGGAGACACCAUGGACAGCGUGAAGCAGAGCGCGGCCCUGUGCUUGCUGCGCCUAUACAGGACGUCCCCUGAUCUUGUCCCCAUGGGCGACUGGACGUCCCGAGUGGUGCACCUGCUCAAUGACCAGCACUUGGGUGUGGUAACUGCAGCCACAAGUCUGAUCACCACUUUAGCACAGAAGAACCCAGAGGAGUUUAAAACCUCCGUGUCUCUGGCUGUCUCCAGGCUAAGCAGGAUCGUGACGUCCGCAUCAACAGAUCUUCAGGAUUACACUUACUAUUUUGUCCCGGCUCCCUGGCUGUCUGUCAAACUGCUGAGGCUGCUGCAGUGCUACCCACCCCCAGAAGACCCUGCAGUGCGAGGCCGCCUGACUGAGUGCCUGGAGACCAUCCUGAACAAAGCCCAAGAACCACCCAAGUCAAAGAAAGUCCAGCACUCCAAUGCGAAGAAUGCCGUGCUCUUCGAGGCUAUCAGCUUAAUCAUUCACCAUGACAGUGAGCCGAACCUGCUCGUCCGCGCCUGCAACCAGCUGGGCCAGUUCCUGCAGCACCGCGAGACCAACCUGCGCUACCUGGCCCUGGAGAGCAUGUGCACGCUGGCCAGCUCCGAGUUCUCCCACGAGGCUGUCAAGACACACAUCGAGACUGUCAUCAACGCCCUGAAGACCGAGCGGGACGUGAGCGUGCGGCAGCGGGCCGUGGACCUCCUCUAUGCCAUGUGUGACCGCAGCAAUGCCCCACAGAUCGUGGCCGAGAUGCUGAGCUAUCUGGAGACGGCCGACUACUCCAUCCGAGAAGAGAUUGUGCUGAAGGUCGCCAUCCUGGCAGAGAAGUAUGCGGUGGACUACACCUGGUACGUGGAUACCAUCUUGAACUUGAUCCGAAUUGCUGGUGAUUACGUGAGUGAAGAGGUGUGGUACCGAGUCAUUCAGAUCGUCAUCAACCGGGACGACGUGCAGGGCUACGCAGCCAAGACUGUGUUCGAGGCUCUUCAGGCUCCCGCGUGCCACGAGAACCUGGUCAAAGUGGGCGGCUACAUCCUGGGGGAGUUUGGAAACCUGAUAGCCGGAGACCCGAGAUCCAGCCCGCUGAUCCAGUUCAACCUGCUGCACUCCAAGUUCCACCUAUGCAGCGUCCCCACCCGCGCGCUGCUCCUGUCCACCUACAUCAAGUUCGUGAACCUCUUUCCUGAGGUGAAGCCGACCAUCCAGGACGUGCUGCGCAGCGACAGCCAGCUGAGGAAUGCAGACGUGGAGCUGCAGCAACGCGCCGUGGAGUACCUGCGGCUCAGCACUGUGGCCAGCACCGACAUCCUGGCGACCGUGCUGGAGGAGAUGCCCCCGUUCCCGGAGCGGGAGUCCUCCAUCUUGGCAAAGCUCAAGAAGAAGAAGGGCCCCAGCACAGUGACAGACCUGGAGGACACCAAGCGGGAGAGGAGUGUGGAUGUGAAUGGGGGCCCCGAGCCUGCCCCGGCCAGCACCAGUGCCAUGUCUACGCCUUCUCCGUCGGCAGACCUGCUGGGUCUGGGGGCCGCCCCCCCCGCCCCUGCGGGCCCCCCACCCUCCUCCGGCGGCGGCGGGCUGCUCGUGGACGUGUUCUCAGACUCGGCCUCUGUGGUCGCGCCUCUCGCUCCUGGCUCCGAAGACAACUUUGCCAGGUUUGUUUGUAAAAACAAUGGUGUGUUGUUUGAAAAUCAGCUGCUUCAAAUUGGACUUAAGUCUGAAUUUCGGCAGAAUUUAGGUCGGAUGUUUAUCUUUUAUGGUAAUAAGACCUCCACGCAGUUCCUAAAUUUUACUCCAACACUAAUCUGUUCAGAUGACCUUCAGCCUAACCUGAACCUGCAGACCAAGCCCGUGGACCCGACUGUGGAGGGGGGUGCGCAGGUGCAGCAGGUGGUCAACAUAGAGUGCGUGUCUGACUUCACGGAGGCGCCAGUCCUCAACAUUCAGUUCAGGUAUGGGGGCACCUUCCAGAACGUGUCUGUGCAGCUGCCCAUCACUCUCAACAAAUUCUUCCAGCCGACAGAAAUGGCUUCUCAGGAUUUCUUUCAACGUUGGAAGCAGUUGAGCAAUCCACAGCAGGAGGUGCAGAACAUCUUCAAAGCAAAGCACCCAAUGGACACAGAAGUCACCAAAGCCAAGAUCAUUGGAUUUGGUUCUGCACUUCUUGAAGAAGUUGAUCCUAAUCCUGCGAAUUUCGUGGGAGCUGGAAUCAUCCACACGAAAACCACCCAGAUCGGAUGCCUGCUACGCCUGGAGCCGAACCUGCAAGCCCAGAUGUACCGGCUCACGCUGCGGACGAGUAAGGAAGCCGUUUCUCAGAGAUUAUGUGAAUUGCUGUCCGCGCAGUUUUAGUCUUGAGGAUGGAAGACCAGGCCCGUGUGUCUUGCGUUGUCUUCGUCUGUGCCGUUUGUCUUCGUGGCCGUCCUGCAGAUGAGCACCCCCGCUGCCCCAGACCUCUCCCCUUUGGGCUGGACAGGAACACACAUGUGUGGCUCAGGAAGAAAAGCUCAGCCUGGACUGCGGCAGCCACGGCAGAAGGUGGAUCUUGGGAUCAGUUUUUAUAAAAAUCAAGACAGUUCUGUGGUUAAAUCUACAAAUUAAAGGGAAAUUAGAAGUUGGCGUGAACGUGGCGUUUGUGGGAGUGUCACUGAGAUGGCCCGUGCUGCCGCCCACCCCGCCUCGGAGCCUCUGGGAGCAGCAGUGCCGCUACAUGUGCGUGGGCUGAGCCUUGGCGUGUGGCUGUUCUGGUGGCUGCACACCUGGCAUCGUCCUGGGCCCUUGGGAGGAGCACGGCCGCCCCUGGUUUUGCUGCAGUCCCAGCUGGACAGUUUUCCCAGGCAGGAUUUUAAUCUGGACUUCAGAAGCAUUUGUAUUUGUAAUGACUUCUGGCCAAACCGCGUGUCCUGGCUGGAUGUAAUUGUUUUCCCAGCUCCUGUUCGUGGAGGGUGUCUGUUUUGCUCCUGCAGUCCCCGAGGCCUUAGAUGUGCAGCCAGGGAAGGAGCGUCCUGCUGGCCCCGCGGGGCCCCCAGGACUCCGGGGUAAAGCGUGGGCUGGUGGCUCAGACUCAGGUGUGCUCGUCUCUCUCCUGUCAAGAGUGGGUGUCCCCAGGCCACGGUGCAGGCUUGAAUGCUUCCACUGGCCCCGUCCGGUCAUCCCUGGAGGGGCUGUGGAGGAGGGAAGCCUCUGUGUCAUCAGGAAGUGAAGGGGCCAUGGGCCACACACUGUGUGCCACCUGCGGCUUGUGUCUCGCCUGUCGUCUGGACUCAGCACCCAGGCUGCACGUCUGACACCUGAGAGGCGAGAGAGUGGGGCUGGCCUAGGAGCCAAGGCUGGGGCCCUGUGCUCUGUCCCCAGGACGGUGGCCUUGUUUGUCCUAAACACACCCAGCAUGGGUUCCGGCUUCCUGACAUGCUGUGGAGGCAGGGAGGGUGGGUGGCCACAUGUGCUUGAGCCUGGCCCUCAGCCACCUGCUCCACGGGUCCCUGGGGCAGCUGCACGGGCUCAUGGACCCAUCAGGUCUCCACAGCUCCCCUGCAGUGUGUGCAGCCCACGAUGUCUGUGGCUCUCCUUCCAGCGUGUCGGACUUUGAUCACAGGAUAGCCAUGUCGGUGGCGUGCGCCUCUUGCACUGGCCAUUCUGGGUCUGGCGGUGCCAGGUGUCAUGACACGCCGCGCUGGGCUUGUGCUGCAGCUGGGUGGUGUGGCCCUCAUUCUUGUGUUCCAGCUGCUGGGCAGUGCUCUGCCUGUGUGCUGCGCCUGCCGGCUGCGUGUGCUGCCGUGGAUCUCCUGCAUCCCUUGACCCCUCCUGCUAUCAGAGGAAAGGCCGCUCCCCGAGGCACCACUUCCCUGUGUGGCUGCAGAGGGGCCCUCAGUGUGGCACUCCUCGUCAAAGAAAAAUAAAGGCUAGAACAGCA